AUGAAGCUGCUCACCCACAAUCUGCUGAGCUUGCAUGUGUGGGGAGUCAGGUCCUGUGGCUUCCCUCUGCAUCUCCAGGCCACUGAGGUCCAUAUCAACCCUGUGGAGUUCAACCCAAACUUCGUAGCAUGUAUGAUACACAAACUGGAGUGGGAAGUGCUUCUGGAGGCUGCCAACAGCCUGCAUCUGAUUGAGGUGCACAAAGAGAUAAUUCAGGGAUAUAAGCAUGACAAGAAAUUUCUGAGAAAGAGGCACCAUAUGCUGCUGGAGGUGAAUGUGUUGGAGGGCAUCCUGCAAUGCCCAGAGUCAGGAUGUCUAUUCCCCAUCAGCCACGGGAUCCCCAAAAUGUUGGCUGUGUGGUGA
This is a messenger RNA of Dama dama (fallow deer), 363 nucleotides long. Its product is annotated as multifunctional methyltransferase subunit TRM112-like protein. The coding region runs from base 1 to 363 and encodes 120 amino acids. The transcript has a single exon. NCBI's taxonomy places the organism in Eukaryota, Metazoa, Chordata, Mammalia, Artiodactyla, Cervidae. Gene Ontology annotation, biological process: rRNA (guanine-N7)-methylation; peptidyl-glutamine methylation; tRNA methylation. Gene Ontology annotation, molecular function: protein heterodimerization activity. The record is from RefSeq and is a predicted model, not a curated record.